This is a messenger RNA of Pistacia vera, 720 nucleotides long. RefSeq lists its product as uncharacterized. The record is from RefSeq and is a predicted model, not a curated record. Lineage: Eukaryota; Viridiplantae; Streptophyta; Magnoliopsida; Sapindales; Anacardiaceae. Bases 281 to 490 code for a protein of 69 amino acids. The transcript has a single exon.
GUGCCGUCACGGAGGUGCACGUAGCUGUCAAAGCAUCGUGGCAUCCAAUGCACAUCUUCCGGUCCAUUUUACCUUUUCUUCACCCUCUAGUUUCCUCUUUGUCUCCAUUCACCCUCUUUUGUCUCUUUCUCAAUCUAAAUCCAUCUUCUCCACACUUCCACUUUAUAGUGCUUCACUUGCUUUCUCUCAAACCUAAAUCCUACACAACUUAUUAGUUAUUACUCAUCUUCUCUCAUUGCAGGUCAACUCAACUCAUCACUCGUUACAUUCUGAUAAGAAAAUGGCAGACUGGGGCCCAGUAGUUAUAGCCACUGUGCUGUUUGUGCUGCUAACUCCAGGGUUGUUGUUCCAGCUUCCUGGUAAAGGCAGAAUCGUGGAGUUUGCGAACAUGCAAACCAGUGGCCCCUCCAUCUUUGUUCACACCAUCCUUUACUUUGCCCUCAUCACCAUCUUCCUUAUUGCUAUUGGUGUUCAUAUCUACACAGGAUAAUGUUAGCCAAUCUAUCACUAUUAAUCUGUGUCUUUUUUUAUUUUCUUCCAUUCUUGUUUGCUUGUUUUCAUCUCUCAUGAUCAAAUUCUUCAGUUUUUGUCAGUGGAUAAGUAAUGUAAUUCGCUAAGAAAUUCUUCUUGAAUAUUGUUUCUGGAAUUAUUUAAGUUUCUGCUCUAUUUUGUAAGUUUAUCUUGGCUAUGAGAAUGUGAUAAGAGUUUAUUUUGAGUACA